AUGAAUUAUUUAUUAAAUUUUGUACAUGACUUUAGUUUAAAAUGUCCAUUCUUUCCCGAGAAAUCACUUGAAACAUUAAAGGAUUAUAAAUAUCAAGCUAUUGAUAAUUCUAUUGUAGGGAAAUACUUUUAUCAAGAUUUUAUUAUUAGUCCAGUUAUGAAUCAUUUAGUACCAAAAUGGAUUGCACCAAAUGUAAUUACAACAAGUGGUGGAAUAUUUAUUGUAUUAGCAUUAUUUACUGUUUAUUUAAGUAAUGUAUUUGGAUCAUUUACACAUCUUAUUAAUGGUCUUUUGUUUUACAUGUAUGUAUUAUUUGAUACUCUUGAUGGUAAACAAGCACGAAAAACUGGAAGUGGUUCUCCACUUGGAGAAUUAAUGGAUCAUGGAGUAGAUGUUCUUGUAAUGGGA
This is a messenger RNA of Entamoeba histolytica HM-1:IMSS, 408 nucleotides long. RefSeq names its product ethanolamine phosphotransferase, putative. Gene Ontology annotation, cellular component: membrane. The record is from RefSeq and is a predicted model, not a curated record. Gene Ontology annotation, molecular function: phosphotransferase activity, for other substituted phosphate groups. The transcript has a single exon. The annotation marks the transcript as partial. Lineage: Eukaryota; Evosea; Mastigamoebida; Endamoebidae. Gene Ontology annotation, biological process: phospholipid biosynthetic process.